GCAUAUCUCAUAAUAAGUGUAUAGUUUCACUUUUCCUGCAUGGCUCGUCAAGAGUGACGAUCUUUUGAACAAUAGCGAGAACCCGCCGCCAAACCUUUAUAAGACGUAUUUGUGUUGCUUCGACAGUUUCCCCUUCGCAGCACUGAUUGUGUUUCCUCCAGCAGAUGGCAGAACAGGGCAGGACUGUGAGGGUGACGGGCCUGCCCACGGACAUUGAUGAUGACAGGCUAAAAGACAAGCUAUUCAUCCACUUCCUGAGAGCCUGCAAUGGAGGAGGGGAAAUAGACGAUGUCACCAUCGUCAAGGCAACACUUGUCUCUGCUCUAAUCACCUUCGAAGACAGCAGAGUGGCACAGAGAAUUAUUCAAGUCAGCCGGCACAUUCUGGAAGUGGACAAGAAGACGUAUGAACUCACUGCAACUGAGCAUCGUGAAAGCUUUGAUCCUGAUCAGGUCAUCUUAAGUUUAACGGCGACUGUUGAUUACAGUCAGCUUCCUGGGGGAGUCACAGCUUUAACAAACCUUCGCAAAAGCCACCCUGAUGUCCAGAUAAACUAUAUUGGUUCUGAGGAAUGCUGUACAGUGAGAGGCACUUUCUCCAAAGUACAUGCUGCUUUAGGACAACUGCUAGGGCAACCUGGAGGCCUAGAGUUGGUGGGAAACAGAGACUCCGCUCAGUCUGCCUCAAGUGGUUCAAAGUCUGUUCAGACAGCACGGCAUCCUCAGGAGACAGAAGAUCAGAGCAGGCAACAUAAUAAGCAAAGAGAACAAAGAGGAAAAAACCUCACUGACAAGCCAUCUGAUGAGUAUAAGUCAAGUUCAAAUAGAGACCUGACAUCUGGUAGUUAUGGCUGGGAAGGUAUUGGCCAGACAGAUGGUGCAGCUAUCCAGCUUCCUACAACAUCAGCGGAGGACUUGUCACUAAUUGUAGAUGCAGACAUGUUCCAGUAUCUGGUAAAACACUGCCGGAAGGAAUAUCAGCAUAUCCUUAGUCAGUAUGGUGUUGAGGUGGUGGACAUGACAAAUCAGGGUGUUACCACUCUGUUUUUUCAACUCUCUACUGCAUCGAGGGGAAGAGGUGAAGAACAGGAGUGCUUGAAGUUGGCAAAAAAGGCAAUCAGUAGGCUUUACCAGGAGAAUGAGGCUAAGACCCGUCGAUCCCAGCUUCCAAAGAUUAUCUUGUCCCCCAGUGGAGAGCUACAAAAGGCAAUACAGCAUCUUAGUGUCAGAUAUCCCAAGCUUCUUCUAAAUGAAGAUGACCAAAAUAUUUGCAUUAUCGGGAGCAGUAGUGACGUGUCAGACGCCAAGCAGUUUCUUCUGGACCAUGGUAAAGUGACAGAUAAAAAAGAGCGUGCAGCCAGUCCUAGAAUUCCAGUGCAUGAACCAAGCCAAUCAAUUUAUUUUGAUGAAGAGAGAGUCCCUUUCCCUCCAUCCUCCACUUUAGGGUCCUCAGAGGACAGAAUGUACCAGAUGGGGGCAGAGGAAGAUGAAAGGAGAGCUGAAGGAGUCAAAAAAUAUAAACUAGCUCCUCGGUUUAAGGACACAGGUCUGUCUAUUUUAGGCAGUCGACCAACUGACUUCACCUUGCGACCAAGUUCAUCUCCUAGUAGACAGCCCCGUUCUGGGCCAAUGUUAGGGCGUGAUGUGUUGUCAGACACAUCAGGGAUUACUGGUGAAGCAGUCUCCAGAUCCCAAAAUACAGGAGGAGACAUUUUGUUUAAGACCGAGAGAUAUUCCAUGCCUUCGUCUGCCUCUAUGCAGAAUAAAACCUCUCUAAGCCCAGAUUUAAUGGAUGCUCGACCAAAGAAUGUAGCAUCCCCCUUCAGCACUACUCAGGCCAGUUUGUCAGGAAGUACUUCACCUGCCGAGUUUGGAUCCUCCUUGAAGCGGGCCAGUAGUUUCUCAGGAAGGCCUCAGCAGAAGGCUCAAGUUACGGGUCAGAAGAGUCAAGAUGAUUCCAGCACAUCCACAGUCAGAUCCAGGGGCAGGUCUUCGAGUUUUAGCACACAAACAGGAAGGGACAAACAGGAAGUCUGCAGUGCAGAGCUUACAGUCUCCAGUUUGAUGUGGCAGUACAUAAAAGAAGCCUACAGCACCAGAGUGGAGGACUUGAUUUCUGAUGUCCAGAUGAAAGAGAGUCAGUCAGAAGGUACCAGGGAGAUGACUCUCACCUUAAGAGGUGCAAACCCAUCCGCAGUGAGUUCAUGUCAGAAAGGUUUACAGAGGCUGUUUGACUCAGUUAGUUCAGACUUCUCUGUGCAGCAGCUACGCUUGUCAGAGCUGGGUGUCACCGACAAAGCAGAUGAAACCUUACAGGCUUGUUGUUCUGAGGUACAGAGCCGCUUCAAGAAGGUUACUAUACAGAUAUGGAAGAAGACCUUAUUUCUUCUUGGUCCUCAACAGCUGUGCUCUCAGGUCGGUGCUACACUGCGGGAGGUAUUUUCUGGCAAUUUGGUCCAAACAACCGAACAGCACCACUUAUCUAGCCAAGCUACCUCCUUGUGGAAUUCACCAACGUCUUUACAAACAAACGAGGACCACAAAGCCAGUCUACACUUUAACAGAAAUUCCCAGGUGAUGCUAGAGGACCAAACAAGCAAAGCUGAUGGAAGUGGUUGGACUGAGGAAUGGAAAACAACAUACAGAAAAGACUUUGGUGAGAAAGAGAUUUUGAAUGGAUCUCUUAGCCAGUCGUUAGCAAGGAAAGACCAUGUCAUUAAGGACAAAGUAAAAACUAAAAGUACAGUUGAGAUGGAUGGUCAGACGCCCGAGCCAUAUGUCAACCACUCUACGACAGGAAUUGAUUUAAGCACCAAACAUUUGAACGGUGUCGCUCCAGUGACAACCUCGACCGAAAAAGAGAGAAGCAUCCAUGCCACCCAGAUAGACAGUGUAGGCCAAAAACAGGCAGAGUUCCAGAACACAUCAGAGGAAUCCAGCUCAGGUCAAGGAGGCCUGGGGUCCUUGUGUGUAUGUGGGGAGAAUGGGGCACCUAUGACCAGAACCAAGUGUGGGACUACCAUAUGCUCAAAGUGCCUGGACAAGGUUCAUGCCAACUGCAGAGUUUGUCAGGAGACGGAGCGCAAACCCUCGGGCAUCAAGGGCAGAAUGAGCAAAUCUAGACUACAGAUCAGCAUACCAGGUCACAGCAAGGACGGCUCUAUCAAGAUCACUUACUCCAUUCCUGAUGGUAUCCAGGGGGAGGGUCACCCAUCUCCCGGGAGUCCAUUUCAAGGGGGAAUAUUUGACGCCUUCCUUCCUGACUGCGAGAAGACGAGGAAGCUCCUGCCGAGGCUGGAGAAAGCUUUCAAGCAGGGACUCACCUUUACAGUGACAAGCAAAGACGCAAGGGCCAAGGUCGUCUGGGACUGCAUCCCACACAAGACCAGCAUCCAGGGAGGCAAAUCAGGGAACGGCUACCCAGAUUCCUCUUACUUGACGCGCUUGUCUCAAGUCUUGACCUCUCACGGGAUUGAGGAGUCACCAGCUAAGUCUGAACAAAAUACGUAGAAGAAGUUCUAAUGUUGUUGAAUAUGUAUUCUUCUCUGUGUUGGAGCCAUUUGCACUGUAUUUGUAUUUUGAUCGUGUCUCUUGUAGCCAAUUAGUGGUUUUCGAUUGCAUCUCCACACAGCACAGUAACUGAAAUCUAGUUAGUUACGGAUGACAUUGUACUGUAGAUAUUCAGAAUUUUUAAAAACUUUUUUUAUUUUCUUAUGAGAAAGGUGACGAAAGGGACCACAUAGCAUUGCUGAAUAUAUAUAUUUUUUACUUACAGUUAAAGCUUAUUUGAUAAAAUAUUCACUUUAUUUUGUACACUGUGUUCAGUACUGUAAUGAUUUACAUUUUAUACUGUCCGUCCUAUGUGAUUGUAAUCUAAAUCAAUAAACUCUUUGCUUUCUGCUCACUUUAGAAUGGGCACAGAAAUAAAUUAAAAAAAAAAACACAGUUCUUGUCUUUUUUGUUAUGCUUUUUUUUAUUAGUCCUGGAAAACAUGUAAGGCAUAUGGUAACAUUACACACUGAAGCGUUACAAGCUCUAAAGACCAUGUGGAAAACAUGGCACCACGCAGUAAACCCAGAGUCAAGCACAAAAGCAGCAUCAAUUCAAAGGGUUUAAAAAACAAAGUCGAGACGAGAAGUGUGUUUGCGAACAGAGAAAAAAAAAAAAAAAAGUGCGACACGAG
Messenger RNA from Mugil cephalus (flathead mullet), 4182 nucleotides. RefSeq lists its product as uncharacterized. NCBI's taxonomy places the organism in Eukaryota, Metazoa, Chordata, Actinopteri, Mugiliformes, Mugilidae. Bases 165 to 3509 code for a protein of 1114 amino acids. The record is from RefSeq and is a predicted model, not a curated record. Gene Ontology annotation, molecular function: nucleic acid binding. Gene Ontology annotation, biological process: Notch signaling pathway; protein ubiquitination. The transcript is spliced from 6 exons.